AUGUGGUUAUUUAGCACGUUCGUUAUUGAACUACCACCAACUCUACGAUAUCGUCGUGCAAAUAUGCCGUUAAUAUCCAUGUGGGUUGCUUGUAAAGAACCUGGCAUCCAUUUGUGGCUUAAUGAAAGCGUUCAAAUGUUGAAGUUAUUAAAGACUAACGGAAUAUUGGUUAAUGACUUUACUUCCAAAAUGAAUGUUUAUGGACACUUAGGGAGAUGUAUAUUGGACAGCAUUCUUGAUGUUCCAUUACCAACGUCAAUCAUAUGUGAUUAUGGACAUGUAUCGCUUUUGAGACAUUUUAAAGAUGUAAUUCGAUCAAUAGGUCGUGCAUUAUCUCCAAGCCUAAGAAAAACAAUUGAUUCAAAAUUGCGACGACAAGUAUUCCCCCUUUAUUUCAAAAGAAAGAUGCGCGGUAUCGAGGAGUUAAGUUAUAUUAAAGCCAGUGAAAUUAAAAAUAUUUUGUUAUAUGGUUUUCUUCCGCAUUUUCACAAUGUUUUGCCCUGUAAUGUACUUGGACAUAUUGCAUUAUUCAUUUGUGGUGUACGCCUUCUACAUAGUUCACAUAAAAAAGUUCGUGAAUCAACAGAUGAUAUAGCUAAUGAAUUGCUUAAAAUGUAUCAUGAACAUCAUAAUUUUUAUUAUACUUAUAUGGAGAAUUUUGUUCUUCAUUUACAUGCACAUUAUUUCAUGAAUUAUAAACUACAUGGAUCAUUAACUUAUGUGAAUACCUUCGCUCAAGAGGAUUUGAUGGGAAGUAUUGCAUCUGACAGGAAUGGUACGUAUCGAAAUAUUUAUGAAAACUCAUCUUUUUUUGUUAAAACAUAA
Messenger RNA from Rotaria socialis, 825 nucleotides. Lineage: Eukaryota; Metazoa; Rotifera; Eurotatoria; Philodinida; Philodinidae. The record is from the annotation of a GenBank genome assembly.